This is a messenger RNA of Maudiozyma saulgeensis, 1197 nucleotides long. The record is from the annotation of a GenBank genome assembly. Lineage: Eukaryota; Fungi; Ascomycota; Saccharomycetes; Saccharomycetales; Saccharomycetaceae.
AUGCCAUUUGUCAAAGACUUUAAACCAGAAUCCCUUGAAGACACAAACCUAUUCAAACCAAUAAAGGUCGGAAACAUGGACCUUAAACAUCGUGCUGUCAUGGCACCAUUGACUAGAUUGAGAGCUUUGUAUCCUGGCCAAAUUCCCAACCUUGAAUAUGGUAUUGAGUAUUAUGACCAACGUUCUAAGAGGGAAGGAACAUUUUUGAUCUCUGAAGCAGCUAUCAUUUCACCUCAAGCUGGUGGUAUUGAUGACGCCCCUGGUAUCUGGAAUGAUGAGCAAGUUGAGGCAUGGUCUCAAAUUAUCAAAAAAAUUCAUGACAACGGUUCUCACAUUUUUAUUCAAUUCUGGGCCUUAGGUCGUCAUGCAUUCCCGGGAAACUUAAAAAGAGACGGUCUUAGAUAUGUGUCUGCUUCUGAUGAUGUUUACAUCGAUGAUACUCGUAAACAAAUCGCUUUCUACUCAAAUAAUCGUCAACACGGUCUAACUAAAGCUGAAAUUCAAAGUUUUGUCCAAGAUUUUUCAAAUGCUUCUAAAAAUUCAAUCAAAGCAGGUGCAGAUGGUGUCGAGAUUCAUAGCGCCUUUGGUUUUUUUUUGAACCAAUUUCUUGAUCCAAUUUCCAACAAAAGAACUGAUGAAUACGGUGGGUCUAUCGAAAACAGAUGCAGAAUAGUAUUGGAAGUUGUUGACGCAUGUAUUGAGGCUGUAGGUGCCGAAAAGGUUGGUAUCAGAUUGACUCCCUGGGCUAGAUAUCUAGGUAUGUCAGGUAGUACCGACCCAACAUUACUAGCAACCUACUGUUACUUAUUAGGCGAACUUGAAAAAAGAGGUAGAGCUGGCAAAAGAUUAGCUUACGUUCAUUUAGGUGAACCAAGAGUUACCGACCCAUUUUUAACCGAAGGAAAAGGAAUGGAGAUGUAUGGUCAUAAUGACUUCGCAUUUUCUAUUUGGAAAGGUAUAGUUAUUCGUUCCGGUAAUCUGGCCUUGCACCCUGAUAUUGCUAGGGAUUUGUUGAAAAACGAUAGAACUUUGAUCGCUUACGGUAGAUUUUGGAUUUCAAAUCCUGAUCUUGUAGACCGUUUAGAGAAGGGACAACCCCUGAACAAAUAUGAUAGAGACACAUUUCUAGGAAGAACUGCAAAUGGUUUAUUGGAUUAUCCGACCUACGAAAUGGCUAUCGAGAAAUUGGAAAAUUGA